Lasiodiplodia theobromae is the source of this 1485-nucleotide messenger RNA. Its product is annotated as MFS transporter. The coding region runs from base 1 to 1485 and encodes 494 amino acids. Gene Ontology annotation, cellular component: membrane. Lineage: Eukaryota; Fungi; Ascomycota; Dothideomycetes; Botryosphaeriales; Botryosphaeriaceae. Gene Ontology annotation, biological process: transmembrane transport. The transcript is spliced from 8 exons. The record is from RefSeq and is a predicted model, not a curated record. Gene Ontology annotation, molecular function: transmembrane transporter activity.
AUGUCGCUAGAAAAAGCAGACUUCUCAGAGGCUGAGAAUGCCAUUCAAAGCGAUAGGUCGUCGUCCGGCGACGCGCCGGAAUCGGCAUGGACGGAAGAAGAAGAGCGCGCAGUGAGGCGAAAGAUGGAUUGGAAUCUGGUGCCGUUGGUUACGCUUCUGUACCUGCUCUGCUUCCUGGAUCGAUCGAACAUCGGCAACGCACGCAUCCAGGGUUUAGCCAAGGAUCUAAAUCUCGUCGGGUACCAGUUCAACUGGUCUUUAACCGUAUUCUAUGUCACUUACAUGCUCGUCGAGGUGCCUAGCAAUAUCGUACUCAAGAAAGUCGGCCCUCGCUGGUGGAUUCCUUUCCUGGUCGCUGGUUUCGGGCUUGUCUCGCUUUGCACGGCAUUUGUGCAUAACUUCUCACAGUUGAUGGUUGCGCGUGCGUUCCUGGGAGUCUUCGAGGGCGGUACUAUGCCGGGUAUCGCUUUCUACUUGAGCUGUUUUUACCGCCGCCAGGAGCUUCUCUUCCGCAUUGGUAUCUUCGUCUCUGCCGCUUCAAUGGCGGGCGCAUUUGGUGGGCUCUUGGCAACUGGUCUCUCGCGUAUUCCUCACUGGGGCGUUGCAUCCACGCCAAUCCACACCUGGCGCAACAUUUUCUUCUUCGAAGGCCUGAUCACACUGCUCAUCGGCAUCGGCUCGCCGUGGCUGAUGGCAACCAAGCCAGAGGAGUGCACGUUCCUGACGGAAAGGCAGCGGUACAUCGCAGCGGAGCGGCUGCGUCAAGACCACAAGGCCAACGCCAACGAAAAGGUCGAGGCGCACCACAUCAAGCGGGCCAUCUUCAACAUCAACAACAACGUGUGCGCGCUGGGCUUCUUCCUGAUCAACAUCACGGUGCAGAGCAUCUCGCUGUUCAUGCCGACGCUGCUGGCGGACCUGGGCUGGACGGCGACCAAGGCGCAGCUGCACACGGUGCCGCCGUACGUGCUAGCCUGCCUGGUCGCCAUCCUCGUGGCGUUCGCGUCGGACCGCACGCGGCAGCGCGGCGCCUGGCUCGCCCUGUUCGCGCCCAUCGGCAUCGUCGGCUUCGCCGUGCUGCGCGCAGACGUCAGCGCUAACAUCAAGUACAUGGCCGUCUUCUUCGUCACCAUCGGCGUCUUCCCCGGCGGUCCUGCUUUCCUGUCGUGGGGGUUGAACAACGCGGCGGGCCCAGCAGUGCGAGCGGUGGCGGGCGGCUACAUCCCGUCGGUAGGGACGCUAGGCGCGGUCGUAGCGACGUGGACGUACCUGCCGAGCGACGCGCCGCGCUACCCGAUCGGCCACUCGAUCAACCUGGCGGCGCAGGUGGCGGCCCUCUUCCUCGCCCUCGCCGGCAUCGCGUACAUCGUGUGGGAGAACCGGCAGCGCGCGCAGGGGCGCCGCGACCACCGCCUGGAGGGGAAGAACGAGCAGGAGAUUGCGGAUCUCGGGUACAGGCACCCGGAGUUCAGGUAUAUUCCUUAA